Molecule: messenger RNA, 2321 nt
Organism: Eurytemora carolleeae
Lineage: Eukaryota; Metazoa; Arthropoda; Copepoda; Calanoida; Temoridae
Gene: Art4
Product: histone-arginine methyltransferase CARMER
Exons: 26
Coding region: 44-2008 (654 amino acids)
Biological process (GO): peptidyl-arginine methylation
Molecular function (GO): protein-arginine N-methyltransferase activity
Source: RefSeq, a predicted model, not a curated record
UUAUAUCUAAAUAGUGUUAUUAUUUUAAUUAUUUAUAUGAUGUAUGUUAUAUAUUAUUGGAAUAAUUUCAGUGAAAAUGUCCUCCACUGAUGAGUGCUACUUUCACGGUGUGAAGGUCCGUCGGUUAAAUGAAGAAGGAGCUUCGGUACCUGUAUAUGGUACGAAGGUUUCUCUCAAGGCGGAAUACGAUCCUAAGGGUAUGACGAUAAAGAUUGAGGAUGCUUCUGAACCGAAGGAGUUCAUUGUCUCAAAACAAUCCGAGUUUGCCAGGGUUGGUCAGAAAGGUUUAAUCUUCAAACUGUCAACUGAGACCCUCCUGGUACAAUUCCCUACGGACGAGAGUACAAACAAACUGUACAAGGCUGUGAUGGGUCUCAGGAAGGAAAAGGAAGUUAGUGUUUUCACUGAGAGAACAGAGGAGAGCAGUGCCAGUCAGUAUUUCCAGUUCUACGGAUACCUUUCCCAGCAGCAGAACAUGAUGCAAGAUUUUAUCCGUACUUCAACCUACCAGAAAGCUAUUCUAGACAAUCCGGUCGACUUUACAGGAAAGGUUGUUCUUGAUGUCGGAGCUGGUAGUGGUAUCUUAUCCUUCUUUGCUUAUCAGUCAGGAGCUAAGAGGGUGUAUGCUGUAGAAGCCAGUAGUAUUGCAGUACACGCCGCCAAACUAGUUGCAGCUAACAAGGCGGAUGAUGUCAUCAAGGUUAUCUCAGGGAAGAUAGAAGAGAUAGAUCUCCCUGAAAAAGUGGAUAUUAUUAUCUCUGAACCAAUGGGAUAUAUGCUGCUUAAUGAGCGGAUGUUGGAGACAUUCCUCCACGCCAAAAAGUUUCUCAAACCUAAAGGAAAAAUGUUCCCAACCCGGGGUGAUCUUCAUGUAGCCCCGUUCACUGACGAAGCUCUCUACAUGGAACAGUUUAAUAAGGUGAACUUCUGGUAUCAGGAAUAUUUCCACGGCGUUGAUCUCUCUAGUCUACGUACCCCAGCCAUGACAGAAUAUUUCAGGCAACCCAUCGUAGACACGUUUGAUAUCAACAUCUGCACAGCCAAAUCCCAGCGUCACGUUAUAGACUUCCAGACGGCCGAUGAGACUGAUUUGCAUAGAAUAGAAAUACCCUUGGAGUUCCAUAUACUAGCCUCAGGAAGUAUAUUCUUACUAGAUGUUGAGUUGUUUCUCCCCCCACAUGAACAUUUCAAUUGUGUAAAACUUAAAUUUCAAAUGGGUAACCUCAGCUAUGAACUAGGUUUAAAAGCAGAAACACCUGAGGUCCGUUGUCUUCUAUCUCAACCCAUCUUCGCUAAGCAAGGACAGCUUCUGAAAGGUCGUGUACUAAUGGUUGCGAAUGCGAAGCAAAGUUAUGAUCUAACUAUGGAGUGUAAGAUCGAAGGCACAGAUACUAUGUCAUCCAACACCUUGGAUCUUAAAAACCCAUACUUCAGUCCCGGCCUGGAGGGGGGGCUGGGCUACGCACCUUACACAUCUCAGGAAUUCCCCGAGGACAUGUACGCUGUGUUUGUCGACGAACUGCCGACACCGGAUAAACAAACAGCAGCUGAUCUUCAUACAAAUAAUUAUGAUGCUAGAAAAGUGUAUACUGGUAUCCAACCUGCCCCACCUCCAGGCAAUCUUCAUGCAUCUCCAAGCGAAGAUGUCUGGGCACAAAUGGAUCUUCAGGGAGCCCGUCAAGCUGUAAAUCUGGUGAACGGUGUUAUUGUUGAUGGACUUGGUCAUGUGUCCUUAGAUAGCAGCAGUAGUCCAGGGUUCAUGACAUCAUUACAGCAACCUAAUAUUCAUCAGGGAAGUAUACCUGCCACGGGAAGAAAAGACAAGGUGACGAGUGCCCCGGCAGUACCUACAUCAUCAGCUACUUCACUUCCCUUUAAUCAGCUCAUAGGUGGAGCCAUCAGUCCUAGCCUACUAUCCAGUACCGGUCAACCUAUCCUAUCAUCUGCUCAGGGUCAGCCCUAUCCAAUAAUUGGAGACUAUGCCAUGAACGGAAACCUUCGGCAGUAAGAAAGGUGUGAGAAAAUUGACAAGUUUAUUAUGCAGACUCAAGAUCCAACAAGAUUUUGCCCGCCAUUUAAAUUUGUUAAAACCCGCCAUUUAAUAAAAUAGCGGAUUUUUGUAAUUAUUGCAUAAUAUCCUACUUUGGCUCAAAUCGUAAGAUUUAAUUCGAAAAAUAAAUCAAGUAAAAUUAUUAAUAAUAAUUCGGCCUACGUAGUAUUUUUAAAAUCUCAAAACAAUAUUUUACUUUGAAGCAUUUUCUUGAAAUCAAGAAAUAUCGUUGGCACACCGCUAUUUUCCAUAAUUUCUCGGAAUUCCGAAG